UCAGUACCCCAAGUGUGACCAUAAAAUAUGAUUCUUUGCCUGCUGCACCAAACUCCCUGAGUACUUCUUUUGUAGUUUGGUCACAUGGCCUCAACUACAAUGCAACAAGCUUUAGAACAGGCAUUGGAUCGUGCUGAGUAUAUCAUUGAAAGUGCCCGUCAGAGACCUCCCAAAAGAAAAUAUUUAUCCAGUGGAAGAAAAUCUGUGUUUCAAAAACUCUAUGAUUUAUAUACAGAAGAAUGUGAAAAAGAGCCCGAAAUAAAGAAGCUGAGACGAAAUGUGAAUUUACUUGAGAAGCUGGUUAUGCAGGAGACGUUGUCAUGUCUGGUAGUGAACCUCUAUCCAGGAAAUGAGGGUUAUUCACUUAUGCUCAGGGGAAAAAAUGGUUCAGAUUCUGAGACCAUUCGUCUGCCUUAUGAGGAAGCAGAGCUGCUUGAAUAUUUGGAUGCAGAGGAACUACCACCUAUUUUGGUUGAUCUUUUGGAAAAAUCGCAGGUUAAUAUUUUUCACUGUGGAUGUGUCAUAGCAGAAAUACGUGACUAUAGGCAGUCUGGUAACAUGAAAUCUCCAACAUACCAAAGCAAGCACAUUCUUUUGCGUCCUACAAUGCAGACUUUAAUUUGUGAUGUGCAUUCUAUAACAAGUGACAACCACAAAUGGACACAGGAAGACAAACUCCUACUUGAGAGCCAACUUAUUUUGGCUACAGCAGAGCCUUUGUGUCUUGAUCCUUCAAUAGCAGUGACGUGUACUACAAACAGACUCCUGUACAACAAGCAGAAGAUGAACACUCGCCCAAUGAAACGGUGCUUCAAAAGGUACUCAAGGUCCUCUCUGAACAGACAGCAGGAAGUAACUCACUACUCAGCUCCACCUCAGCUCAGAAUACUUGACUACUUACAGAAAAGGAAGGAGAGGAAAGCAGCCCAGCAAUAUGACCUCAAAAUUUCUAAAGCUGGAAAUUGCGUAGAUAUGUGGAAACAGAACCCUUGCUACUUGACUGCACCUUCUGAAGUAGACGUGGAAAAAUAUGCCAAAGUGGAAAAGUCUAUCAAGCCUGAUGACUCACAACCAACUGUCUGGCCAGCACAUGAAAUAAAAGAUGAUUAUGUAUUUGAAUGUGAAGUUGGUAAUCAGCUUCAAAAAACAAAGCUGACCAUUUUCCAGUCUCUUGGCAAUCCCUUGUACUAUGGUAAAAUUCAGACACUCAAAGGUGAUGAGGAAAAUGACAACCUAUUAACUCCAUCACAGUUCCUUAUUGGUUCGAAGACUGAUGCUGAAAGGGUAGUGAAUCAGUAUCAGGAGUUAGUACAAAGUGAAGCUAAAUGUCCUGUGAAAAUAUUUCAUAAUUCAAGUGGAUCAGUCAAUCUUAGUCAUCUUUCUCCAGGGAAGGAAAUGGAACAGCCAGAAAGCAUAUCAGGUUCUGUUCAGUCUUCAGUGCUGGGGAAAGGUGUAAAACACCGACCUCCUCCUAUCAAAUUACCUUCAAGUUCAGGAAGUAGUUCUUCAGGUAAUAUUUUUAGUUCACAACAGUCAAGUGGCCAUCUAAAAUCCCCAACUCCUCCUCCUCCUUCUAAGCCUCCUGGUCUUUCUCGGAAACAAUCUAUGGAUCUUAAUCAAGUUAACAUGCUCUCUCCAGCUGCCAUGUCUCCUGCGAGCUCUUCACAAAGGUCUGGAACUCCUAAACCAUCUACUCCUACUCCAACCAACACCCCUUCAUCGACCCCACACCCUCCUGAUGCUCAGAGCUCAACUCCUAUUACCCCUUCUGCCACCCCUACUCCCCAAGAUUCAGGCUUCACCCCUCAGCCCACUUUGUUAACCCCGUUUGCUCAGCAGCAAAUGUCUCUGAGCCAGGCACUGCCUGUAAUGACCAUUCCUCUUUCCACCAUGGUAACAUCCAUUACUACAGGAACAGCCUCCACCCAGGUCAUGGCAAACCCUGCAGGACUUAACUUCAUCAAUGUAGUGGGCUCUGUGUGUGGAGCACAGUCACUGAUGAGUGGUUCAAACCCUAUGCUGGGGUGCAACACUGGUGCCAUUGCCCCUGCGGGUAUAAAUCUGAGUGGCAUUUUACCAUCAGGAGGUCUGGUACCAAGUGCGCUGCCCGCUGCAAUGCAGUCUGCCUCUCAAGCAGGCAGCCCCUUUGGUUUGAAAAAUACAUCAAAUCUUCGGCCCUUAAAUCUUCUACAGCUUCCAGGUGGUUCACUUAUUUUUAACCCACUCCAGCAGCAGCUGGAGCAUGCACAGUUUUCUCCACAGCAACAAUCUCAGCAGCCCACGACCUGUAGAUCUCAGCAACAGGGAGAACCUCCCUCAGGGUCUGACCAAGGUCCAUCCAAUCAAGAUCAGGCAUUAUCUGCCCAACAAGCUGCUGUAAUUAACCUGACUGGAGUAGGGAAUUUUAUGCAACCUCAAGCCACAGCAGUUGCGAUUCUUGCAGCAUCAAAUGGCUAUGGCAACGGCAGCAGCACAAGCAGCUCACCUGCACCAUCAACAGCAUUCAGGCAGCCACUCAAAAAGUAAAAGGAAAAGAGGCACACCGGCCCCUCCAAAAUCAUGAGACUUGCCUCCUCCCCAAAAAAUUGGUUCAAAGGGGAUUUUUUUCAGAUUAAUAAGGAGAAAGCUUAAAGUUAAAUCAGUGGUUUUUAUUACUGGUGGGAAAAUUAACUUUUGACAUUACACUAAAAAAAAUGAACUGAUUUUGGAAGCCAGCCCUACAGAACCUAGAAAUUUCAUCUAUAAAGCAGCUAGGAUCUGGUUUCCUUAAGUCAAUUUUUUAACAGAAUGUUUUAUCUUGUAUUUUUUACCACUCAACAGCUCUGUACAUAGGGUGAAAAACAUUUUAGAAAAAAUGAACUUUGUAAAGGUAGUAUUGGUAUUUGUUUAUUUAGUAUAAAAGGUUUGUGAACACUGUAACAAAUACAAUUUUUACAAAUCCAUUUUUGAAAAGCUCUCUCCUUUUGUUCACUUGGGCAUUAUACUUUUUAUUACUUUGUCUAUCAGCUUCUUUACUUCUUUGUGUCUUGUAAUUGCUCUGGUGAUACAGUCCUGAAGCUUGGCUCCUGUAAGAAGACUUCCACCUAAAAAUUAAAGGGAACAAUUUGAUUUUCUACUUAUACUUCAGUUAUGUAUCUCUAAAUGUGAUUU
Messenger RNA from Manacus vitellinus (golden-collared manakin), 3150 nucleotides. It is a transcript of the gene SUPT20H, whose product is annotated as SPT20 homolog, SAGA complex component. Gene Ontology annotation, cellular component: SAGA complex. The coding region runs from base 85 to 2526 and encodes 813 amino acids. The transcript is spliced from 23 exons. Lineage: Eukaryota; Metazoa; Chordata; Aves; Passeriformes; Pipridae. The record is from RefSeq and is a predicted model, not a curated record. Gene Ontology annotation, biological process: regulation of transcription by RNA polymerase II. Gene Ontology annotation, molecular function: transcription coregulator activity.